Arachis stenosperma is the source of this 858-nucleotide messenger RNA. RefSeq lists its product as uncharacterized. The transcript has 3 exons. NCBI's taxonomy places the organism in Eukaryota, Viridiplantae, Streptophyta, Magnoliopsida, Fabales, Fabaceae. Gene Ontology annotation, molecular function: metal ion binding. Bases 56 to 805 code for a protein of 249 amino acids. The record is from RefSeq and is a predicted model, not a curated record.
UGUUUCUUUUGAUUUGUAUUACUAAAAACGAGCACUAUCUCAAUUCUCCACAAGAAUGGAGUCCUCCAAUUCUGACACUCCGGUUUUUACCUUAAAAGUUGAUUUUGGAUGCUCAAUGGAAUGCCCAAGGGAUGUGAAGAACAUGUUGCAACAACUUAAGGGAGUGAAAUCUAUUUCCAUUGAUUCAAACCAAGGGAAGGUAAUAGUUGUAGGCCAUGUAAGUCCCGUGAUGCUAAUCAAGCUUCUUCAGAAGAUGGGAAGAAAGGCACAACUUUGGUCCUUUGACAAACCAACAAUGCACAACACCGGUGGCUUUUCUCCUAAGCAAAGACAGAAAUCACGGAAUUCGCAUUAUUGUUGUGAGAGUAGUGACUCCGGGGAAGAUUCCAAUACUGAUAUUUACAAUGGCCAUUUAUCUUGUAAACACAAAGAUCACAGGGCUCAGCGGCAUAAUAAAAAGAGCAAGAAAAGGUGUAGCUGUAAACAUAACCUACGUUUUGCUGAUGACUAUGCAGCACCACCAUCAUUUACAGGGUACCAACCACAACUGAUGCAAGGGUACCGACCAUACGCCGGAUAUCAACAACCGAUGCUAGGGUACCAACCAUACAUGGGAUACCAUUUACCAUUGCAGUACCAAUCUGUGGCAUAUGCAAGACCAGUCCCUAGCCAUGGUUACUAUAGGCAGGUUCAUCCUGUCCCAUCCAGUUACUGGCAUCCACGAUAUGGCUCGAGGUUUUUGGCUAAACAGAAUCCCAUGUUCCACUAUACCAGUUAUGCAGACAAUUACCACUAUCCUGUGUAGAUGCAAUAGUCAAAUACUCGUACGCUAUAUGUAUGGUUUAGUCCAGGAAAUUA